AGGAGAAGGAAGGCCAGAACUGUUUUCAGUGACCAGCAACUGAAUGGUUUGGAAGAAAGAUUCGAAUCUCAGAAAUAUCUUUCCACACCUGAAAGAGUUGAACUUGCUUCAUUACUCAAUCUCUCCGAAACGCAAGUGAAAACAUGGUUCCAAAAUAGACGAAUGAAACAAAAAAAAGUGCAGAGGAAA
This is a messenger RNA of Helobdella robusta, 189 nucleotides long. RefSeq lists its product as hypothetical. The record is from RefSeq and is a predicted model, not a curated record. The annotation marks the transcript as partial. Gene Ontology annotation, molecular function: DNA binding; DNA-binding transcription factor activity, RNA polymerase II-specific. Gene Ontology annotation, biological process: regulation of DNA-templated transcription. NCBI's taxonomy places the organism in Eukaryota, Metazoa, Annelida, Clitellata, Rhynchobdellida, Glossiphoniidae. The transcript is spliced from 3 exons.